CAGUAAAAAGUCCCAGAAGUGGGAUGAAAUGAACAUCAUAGCUACAUACCACCCUGCAGGCAAAGAUUAUGGCUUGAUGAAAAUAGAUGAACCAAGUACUCCUUAUCACAGCAUGGUAGGAGAAGAUGAUGAGGAUCCAGUGAGUGAUUCAGAAGCAAAUGAGCCCUUAAAAGCAGACGUGCUGAGUAAAAAACUGGCAGCUGCAGCUGAAGGUAGAGGACCCAAGAUCAUAGCAAGGCAAGAGGAAAGCAGUGAGGAGGAGGAAGAGGAUGAAGAAUUAACACCUGAGGAACGAGAGAAAAAGAAACAGUUUGAAAUGAAGAGAAAAAUGCACUACAAUGAAGGAAGAAACAUCAAACUGGCAAGACAACUCAUUGCAAAAGAAUUACAUGGUGAGGAAGAGGAUGAUGAGGAUGAGGAUGAAGAGAUGUCUGAUGCUGCAGAUGUGGAAACAAUGAGUACAGAAGCUGCUGUACAUGACUGAGAUUUCUUGCCGAUCGAAAUGAAGAUGGCCAGUCCAGUCAGUGAUGCACAUGUUACUCGUGACCAGCUGGAAAGUAGAGCACACAGCAUAGAAGAAAUCUGUCCAGAACUGUAACUGCUUGUCAAAGACACAAAUAUAAACAUCGCUUCAUGUUUUUUGCAAUUAAGGCUCUUAAAUGUUGAGAAGCAUAUCAGUUACAAUGUUGUAUUGCCAAGAAUGUUAAUUUUAGACUUGUCCAUUAGGCAGAAAACACUGUCUGAUUGAUUUAUUCUUGUGCCUAGUAUUUCAUGAAGAAUACUGCUUCAUAAUCUGUUCAACCAGAAUGGCAUUCCCUGUAUGUAUAAUGCUGAUUAUCUUGCGUGAUGUACUGUUACUCUUGCUUUGAAACACUCACUAUCUUUGGGUUUUUCACUAUUUAUUUGAGAGUGUUCUAGAUGUGGUGUCUCUUAUCGAAAGGUUUGGGAUUCAGGAGCCAAACGGUACAGCAUAAUAUCAGAUUGACAUGUGAGCUAUUUAUCAGAUGUGUUAAGCAAUUUAAAAAGGGAUUAUUUAAGUCCUACAACCUUUUUGUAAAGUGUUGACCUGUUAAUCUAGAUUUCAGUAUGUUACUACCUGCACUUUCCCAGUCUGUAGAACAAGAGCUGUGUUAUUUCUUAAGAGCGGUGUUUGGGAUCGGUUGUUAGUUUCUGACUAAAGCAGUACUAACAUCUGGUGGAGGGAAUGUUUUGACACUGGAAAUGGCUGAUUUGAUCUUUGCAUUUCACUGUCAUUAUCUCUUCCGUCGGGACUGGCUGUUUUGUGGAGCUCUCUUUGGCUUAUUGUGACAACAUGGAAGUUUCCUCCUGCUUUUCUCUUAAAACCACAUCCACUGUCACUCUUCUGGCUCAUUUCAGACGUUUGGUUCUUUCCAGUUGCAUGAACAGUGCUUGUGCUACUAGCACCUGAAGAAAAACACCCAGCCACAAGGAAAUCCACAUCAGGACUGUGAAGAUGUGCUGAGCUUAGGCUCUGGCUGUUCUUUAUUAAAGAUAACUGCUGUUGAUCUACUCAUUUGGGGUUGGCAACCCCCAUACUGAAAACCACUGGUCUAUAUCUUCCUAUGUCCAUUGCAACUUAGAGCAACUGCUUUUAUAAAUGAAGGCUUUUUGGAAGACUAGAAGGGAAACUGCCUAAUUCAAAUACUUUGUUUACAGUGUGGUUAUAUAGCCCCCAUAAAGAGGGAUUCUGCACCUCCAAAUUGCUGUAAGCAACUUCCCACUGGGUGAAAUUUGACUGGUGAAUGUUCCGGUAUUCAGAGUAGUUCCUGGGGUUUAUUACACAAACAAAGUAAUACACUUAAGCUUUAGCUUGGUUAUGGAAUACAGUGUAUAUCUUAAUUUUGAUCUGAAUUUGAUAUGUUGCAAAAAUCCAUAUAAUUAUAUGGAUCUAUUUUAAAAUGUCUUUUUCUCCACUGUAUAUGUGAAGUUUGAAUAAAGGAAUGAAAGUUAUUUUACAGUUAUAUGCAUUCUCAGGUGUGAGCUUUCCUGAAGUCCCAGAGAGAUUGAGAGUGAAUAAGGUGAUAGGAUGCUGUCCUUUGGAAGAUUUAUACAGGAAUAAUUCAUUAGAAUGGAUGCAUUGCCAAAGAUACCUGUGAGUUGUGCUAACUGGGUGUUGUAGUGUGCCUUUCCCAACUAUCUCUUCUCUUUAGUAGGUAACAGGGUAGUUAGUCAGCUGUGGGUUAUUUAAUCUUCUAAGGUCCUGAAUCAGGAUUAAUAGCAUCUUUUCACAAGAAAGACUUGAACUCUUGAUUCAGGCCAGCGUGGUGAUGGUAAUUUUUCAAGAUGGAUAAUGCUGUUUCUUCUUGCAUCAAACACAGUCACCUCUAUAGAAAAAACAGGGGUUAAGAGCAAGCAUUUAGAUACUUCUGACUCCUCAAGUAAUUUACUUGAGCUUUAAAUUUGGCUCGCAAGAAUAGGAUUUCAAAACUCUUGAGUUUGCUCCCUUUCCAUGGCAGUUUGCAGUGUUCAGAGUGUUGUCUGCACUGAGCUGUGUUUCAGACCCCGAGCCAGGCACUGAGGUCCUGCUCGGCAAAGUCACGUCGCUUUCAGAGGGGUGUGGGUGGGUCGGGGGGUGACCAAUGUGUGUGGGCAACACAGAUCUGUUCUGCGAGGCUGUACAACACGUUACCUGUACUUGGUGAUAAGUACACGUGGGUACCUUGUACCUGCAGUUAAGGUAAAAUCCAGCAGCACCAGCUCUUAUCCAAGCUAAUGUCCUGUCCUCCUUACCCACUCCCGCCUUCUGUGUCCAAGACCAUUUUGGUGCUCAGUGGGGCUUCUCUGUACCCUACAAGGUCUAGAAAGCAUUUUGUUUAACAAACAAACUCUGUUAAUUUCCAAUAAAGACCCUUCCUGUAAUGGCUUCCAAAGUCCCGAAUGAAAUGUAGCUUUGAGGGAGGUACAGUACAUAAAUGCAUGAAGAUGGUUUUAAAUUAACCUCAGAAUGUAUAGUAGGCCUUUCAUCAGUCAGAUGAUUUUGAGCUCAGUGAUUUCCCUUUUUCCAUGCCACCAAACCCCUAAGUUCUAGUUUGAUGCCAUUUUGAAACUUGUUUUAGUUUGGGGUUUUUUAAAGGCUUUGUUCUCUUCAUUCUCCUCGGUGCUGGCGAAAAUUCUGUUCUGCUGUUUCAUCUUCCUCACCAGGAGUGCAAACCUGAUGUCCCUGACACUGCUUUUAACUGAAAGGCGGGUUUACUUGGUUUUCUCCAGGCUUACACCUUCAUGCAUUUUAAAAGCUAAACCAGGCAAGUAGUUACAGAUGCUCUAUAUAGCUUUUUUUCCAAAGGGAUGUCUGAUUUCCCUCUACUUGGGAAAUACCAGUUAUAGUUCCCUGCUGAAGGGACAAGAGAAGAAAUGCCUUUUCUCUUUUUACAUUGAUGGGGAUUUAGCUUGCAUGCACAUCUUAAUCUUUAGGUGCGUAUGGUAAAGGCUCAUUUGUACAGUACAGAGUGGUACAAAGAGGAAACAAAAGAUAUACAGCCCUUACUAAUGUGGACAGUGAGCUCCACAGCAUCAUAAUUGUGAAGUUUCUUGCACAGGUUUGAGUCCUCAAGCUGCAUCUUGUUUAGAGAGAGCAUUUUCAAUAUGCUUCCAAUAGGAAGAUAACUUGCAAAUAAGAGCCUUAACUCUGUCUAUAAACGUUUUUUUUUUCUGUUCUUAAAGUUUCUUUCACACCAAGUUGUACACAGUUCGUGGAAACUGCAAAUAUUUUUUCCACUCUCUCAUGUUAAAGCUGUAGAUCUUACCAGAACUCUUUGUUUCUGUAAUAUGCUUUUUUUGUGGUGUUAAUUAUGAUGCCACCUCGCAAAUGUAAUUAUUCUAUUGGAAACCAGUGUUAAGUGUCACAACGUAAAUAAAACCAUUGUUUUCAUUACUGCCUUAUGGCACUAAUACUAA
Messenger RNA from Manacus vitellinus (golden-collared manakin), 3915 nucleotides. RefSeq names its product protein phosphatase 1 regulatory inhibitor subunit 2 (gene PPP1R2). Gene Ontology annotation, biological process: regulation of signal transduction. The record is from RefSeq and is a predicted model, not a curated record. The coding region runs from base 29 to 484 and encodes 151 amino acids. The transcript has 6 exons. Lineage: Eukaryota; Metazoa; Chordata; Aves; Passeriformes; Pipridae. Gene Ontology annotation, molecular function: protein phosphatase inhibitor activity.